Symbiodinium pilosum is the source of this 1761-nucleotide messenger RNA. The record is from the annotation of a GenBank genome assembly. Lineage: Eukaryota; Dinophyceae; Suessiales; Symbiodiniaceae.
AUGCGAGUUUCCAUCAAAUCUGAGGGAGACGGGUCGGCGGACAGUGACUCUCAGACAGAUUUGGAGCACACUGCCAGUACGGCUACCACUUUGAAAAAAGCCGCGUCCAAUACGUUCUCUCAUUGCACCACUGCUUUCUUUGCCAGCUCCAGCGACGACAGCAUGUUCGGGGACGAUGAUUCACAAGUCUCAGCCAUGGAGCUGUCGUCCGGGGCGUCCGACGCAGAGGCAGUCAGCAUUUGGACCUGGAAGACCUGUGGCUUACCUAUCAGUGGUUUCUUUCUCGCGUUCGUGAAUGCCAUUGCAUCUGGGGUCGUCUAUGGCUUCUUCCUUGGCUACAUGGGCCUGGAUUCUUACAUCAUCUCGUCAAUUGGAGCACUCAUGAAGCUUCCAGAGGUGCUGCUUCUGCCGUUGGGCGUGCUCAAUGAUUGCUUGCCCAUCUUUGGCUACAGCAGGAAGCCAUAUUUGGCGCUUGGCUGGCUCAUUUGUGGCUCAGCACUUCUGGUAAUGAGCCUGAAGACAUUGCCAGCUCCAUACUACUGCCAGUUUCCGGAUGGCACGUACGACUGGAUGUCACCUCCGUGCAAUCCAGACAUCCACUCCCAGCGGAACUGGUAUGUCUUCCCUCUAUUCCUGCUCAUUGCAGGUGCCCAAGUUGGAAGCGUGGCUGGUGAAGGCUUGUUGUUGGAGUACUCGCGGCAGGAGCCUAUUGAGCGCCGAGGGCAAAUCAAAGCCCAAAUGACGAUGGUCACCACGGCAGGUGCGCUAGCAUCCUCCGUUGUGAUCGGAUUCUUGAUGAACAGCAAAGCUUAUCUGGGGACCUUUGACUGGGGAUUGUCCUUCAGCGGCUUGAUGACUGUGUGCUUGGUCAUGGUCAUCUUCGUGAUCCCGAUCAGCUGGCUCUGCGUUCAUGAGGACAGGAAAACCACGCGCCCAUCCAGCCGUGAACACAUGAAGUCGUCUUGGAAGCUUGUGAAGAAGAAGGCCCUGUCCAGCGUGUUAUGUUUCGCAUUUGUUGUUCAGUUCUUCGUCGCAAGCUCCACCACGGCAGCACCUCUGGUCCGCAGCCAAUGGGCAGGGGUCAAGGUCCUCCAGCAGCAGAUUUUUGGCAUGGGCGGCAUGUUUGUCAUGAUGGUAGUAACUUGGAUCUACAAGGAGUACUUUCUGCAGAUGAGCUGGAGGAAGGCAAUCCUGCUGUCAAUCCUGGCAGUAACUAUUUCUGACUGUGUGCCAACCUUCCUCACCAUCUUUGGCGUGGUCCGUGACCAGUAUUUUUACCUUGGUGAGGAUGUGGCCGGUUCCAUACCCAAGGCUGCUCUAGCGCUUGUGUCGAACCUGAUGAUCAUUGAGCUGGCUGAAACUGGAAGGGAGGGUCUCUGCUACGGUCUGGUUGGGACACUUCAGCAUGCAAGCUUGCCUCUGUCCACAGUUGUGAGCAACCAAGUCUAUGGUCUCUUCACACCCAGUUUGUCAAAGCUAGACAACUAUGUGGCGGACACAUCUCAGUUUCGAGCAAUUGUGGCCUGGUCCUACGGGCUUACUUACGUCACAUCCUUGCUCAGCUUGUUGGCGCUCCCGCUGAUCCCUCGACAGAAGGCUGAGGCACAUCGGCGGAAGAUUGAGUGGAGCUCCAACUCCGCCAUGGCCUUUUUGGUGUUGUUCAUACCGGCCAUGGCCCUACUCUAUGGCAUCACCGUGUUGGUUCUGACGACUCAGCCACGGACAGCGUGCUGGCGCUGGAUUGGCGGUCCGGGCUGUUAA